Molecule: messenger RNA, 996 nt
Organism: Tetrapisispora phaffii CBS 4417
Lineage: Eukaryota; Fungi; Ascomycota; Saccharomycetes; Saccharomycetales; Saccharomycetaceae
Gene: COQ4
Product: ubiquinone biosynthesis protein COQ4
Exons: 1
Coding region: 1-996 (331 amino acids)
Biological process (GO): ubiquinone biosynthetic process
Cellular component (GO): mitochondrial inner membrane; mitochondrion
Source: RefSeq, a predicted model, not a curated record
AUGUUAUUGAGGCUAACUUUCCUGUCUUCUAAAUUAGACAGAUGUCUUCACAAUAGAGCCCAACAAAGGCAUAUAUUCAUUGCAACUGCAUUGACUAUUGGCAGUUUUCUGUUUGGUAAAGAUGCAAGAUUAGCAGAUAUGAUGGAUAGAGGUGAGUUACAUGAUAAAAAUGUUGAGUAUGAACUUAAACGUCAAGAAAGGAUUGAUGCUCGUUUAAAAACUUUACAAUCAACGAGACCAAUGAAACCAAUGUAUAAGGGACAUGUACCUUUAACUGCAAUUGAAAAAAUGAUACUAUUUACAGUUUCAGGUGUCAGAUCCUUUUUUCACCCAGAGAAUGGUAUUAACAUUGUCCAACUGGGAGAAUCAACUGCUCUUCCAUUUGUUCUGGAGAACUUGAAACAAACAAUGUUAUCAGAUGAAACAGGUAGAAGGAUAUUAAGGGAAAAACCUAACGUAACCACUGAUCAAUUAGAUAUGGGUAAACUAUCAAAAUUACCUAAAAACACUUUCGGUUACAGAUUUUUUAAGUGGUUGGAAAAAGAAGGUGUCUCGCCAGAUACCAGAGCUCCUGUCACUUACAUUGACGAUCCAGUUCACGCCUAUAUAUUUAAAAGAUAUAGACAGUGCCAUGAUUUCUAUCAUUCUUUGAAUGAUUUGCCAAUUAUUAUAGAAGGUGAAAUAACUGUAAAAGCUCUGGAAGCUGCAAAUCUUGGUAUUCCAAUGGCUGCGUUGGGUGCUCUUCUCGCUCCAUUACGUCUGAAGUCAGUUCAAAGAGAUCGUUUGUACGAUAUUUACCUUCCAUGGGCAGUUAAAACUGGUUUAAGUUGCAAACCUUUGAUUAAUGUAUACUGGGAAGAAUUGCUAGAGAAAGAUAUAGAUAAGCUUAAGAAAGAAUUAGGCAUAACUGCUCCUCCAGAUUUAAGAGAAAUAAGAAAGGAAAGAGCACAAAAGCGUAAACAAUUGAAACUAAGAUACGAGAACUUUGACCAAUAA